Messenger RNA from Cryptococcus wingfieldii CBS 7118, 1314 nucleotides. RefSeq lists its product as hypothetical. The record is from RefSeq and is a predicted model, not a curated record. Gene Ontology annotation, biological process: protein peptidyl-prolyl isomerization. Lineage: Eukaryota; Fungi; Basidiomycota; Tremellomycetes; Tremellales; Cryptococcaceae. The transcript has 7 exons. The coding region runs from base 1 to 1314 and encodes 437 amino acids. Gene Ontology annotation, cellular component: intracellular membrane-bounded organelle. Gene Ontology annotation, molecular function: peptidyl-prolyl cis-trans isomerase activity.
AUGGCGGCCAAUCCUCGCGUCUUCUUCGACCUCGCAGUCCACGACAGCAAGCUCGGCCGGGUAGUCUUCGAGCUCUUUGCGGACGUUGUCCCAAAGACUGCUGAAAACUUCCGAGCCCUCUGCACAGGUGAAAAGGGCAUCUCGCCCAUCUCCUCUCUGCCCCUGCAUUACAAAUCGUCCAUCAUCCACCGUGUCAUCCCCUCAUUCAUGAUCCAAGGUGGCGACUUUACAAAGCGUACCGGGUCUGGCGGAGAGAGUAUAUAUGGCGGGGGCACUUUUGAGGAUGAAAGGCUGGAAGCCAGAGCUGACAAUGGACGUAGCUUGCUGGUGAUGGCCAACAGGGGACCGGAUACCAACAAGUCGCAGUUCUUCAUCACCCUCGCGCCUUCGCCGCAUCUGACCGGUAAACAUGUAGUGUUUGGCCGAGUGGUCUUUGGGAUGGAACAUAUCGAUGCUAUCGGCAAUCUCCCGACGGAUGACAGAGACAGACCGCUAUCCCCCGUGACCAUCAUCCAUUGCGGCGAGCUCGAACUGCGUCGACCUCCUGCUGCCGCCAAGCCCCGCUCUCCUUCACCUACCCCCUCCCGAUCCCGAUCACCUGAACCAAAGAGAAGAAGGUAUAGCGACUCGGAAGAUGCCGGCUCGGACGAUUCGCGCGAGUACCGCAGGAAGCGUAAAGAGCGCAAGCGGGAAAAGAGGGAGCGCCGAGAGAAGGAGGGCAAAAAGUCGUCGCGCCGGGAUAGGGAAGAGACGGAAGCGGAGCUUGAUGAGCGGCUGGAAAGAGAAGAGAAGGAGAUGCUGGAAAAGCAGAGGGUGGAAAAGUUGGCAGAGACAAAGAGAAGGCUGGAGGAGGAGAGGCAGAGGAUCAAGGAUGAUGGGGGUAUCGUCUACAAGGGCGAGUCCAGCUAUCGGCCUAGUCGAGGUGCGAUGCGCUUCCGAGACCCAGAGACAAUCGCCCACCGCGCUCCCCGCAACUUUAACGCCCCCACCUACUCCCACCUCCCCGGUCGACCUCGUCAUCAACCCAACGGCCCCGGCCCGGGCUUUGGCCCCAGAGUCGACCGCGAUCGCCCGCCGCACCGUGAUACCCGUCUCAGUCGUCCUGAUAUGGGCUCGUUGGACAAGGAUAUGGAUAGAUGGCAGCAUGACCGGUCGCAGCAUGAUCGAACGGCAGAGAGGAGCAAGUUCAGGAGGGGCGAGGAUGAGAGGGAAAAGGAGAGGAGUGUCAGCCCAGUAAAAGAGGUACCGAGGGCGGCGGCUGUUGAGAAUGGGCAGCAUAGCGAAGACGAUAUGGUUCUUGAUCUGGACGAUUGA